CGUACUUCACAGCGCGUGCAUCGCAGAUUAGAAGCACCGCUGGCGCGUGCCGCUGCUGCUGGCUCACCUCUCGCGCUCACUCUCUCGCGCUUUUACCUUUCUAGCUCACCUCUACUCCGGCCACUUCUUAAAGCAACAAAAAAGGGCCAAGGAGCUGCGGUGAAAGAGCUGAAAUAAAAAGAUGGAGGAAUGCCCGGAGUGCGGUUAGCUGCUGGAGGACCGACAAGAGAACCUCUGUCGCAGAGGACUAAGAGCAGGAGGAGGAGGAGAGAGGGGGAAGCAGACGCAUCUCACAUCUGCGGUGACUUUGGGGAUUUCUGGGCAGCGUGAGGAGAAAAAAAAAGGGAGAUACGCUACAUUUUUUUCUGAUGCAGUUAAAAUCUCCCGCGUGCAAGAGGAAUAAUUACCAUGUGUUUGGAUUAUCGGUGGACCAGCGCGUUAUGCUCUGCAGUUUCGGCAAUUAGGGGGACAUAUGCUUCAAAAUAGUUGCAUCUUUUAUUAAAAAUAAACACUGUUGCCGGGCGUGAUGAAUUCUUCCGCUCCUCAUUUUUAAUCGGAAGCAUCCGCUGGAGUGUUUGGCCACCCGGGGGAGCGGCGAGAAGGACGUUUUUUAGGGGGGUAACGGAGGACGGUUUUAAAGAGGUGAUACCCUCCCCCUUCAUAAAUGUUUGCGUGCCGUUAGUGCUCUCGCUCUCAGUCGACCUCAACCCCUCCUCUCUCUCUCUUACCCCGAGUCUCACACGCAGGCAGACGCGUCUCAUAUGCAUACACAGACACGGGCUGGACUGGACAUUAUCUCACCCGCACACUGACACAGCAUGCGCGCAUAAUCACACAUACACACAAGCCUUUCCUCUCAACCAGCCAGCCCUCUCACCUCCUCCCCCCCCCUCCCUCACUAUCUGAUGACUCCCCGGUGUACAGGUGGACGUGCAGCACAACCAGCACCAUGUCCUCGUCGUCGCGCAAGAUCUCCUCCGAGUCGUUCAGCAGCUCGGUGGGCUCGGACUGUGGGCUCGAAAGCCCCGGGGGAGACGGAGGGGACGGCGGGUUGGAGCCGGCGGAGGAGACCCGAGGGUGCCCCUUCUCUUCCUUCCCCUCCUCCCACAGAGCGGUGCUCUGGAACGGCCGCAGCCCCGCCGAAAGGACCGUGUGCCCGGCAGGUGAGGAGCAAGCACCCGGCGGGCCCCACAAGAGGGUCACCAGGAGGAGAAGGGUGAACCUCGACUCGCUGGGGGAGAGCCUGAGGCGGCUGACCUCACCCACGACGCAGACUGUUCAGGAAGCUCUACAGCGGACUCUACAGUUCUACAGACAACAGGAGAUCAGGUGUCAGGAAGUUGGAGGGGAGAGGCGAGAGGAGAAAUGCCCAUUUCUAGAGAAUUCUGGUUCAGAGGAGGAUGUGCUACAAAUCCUCCAAUACAUGGCCACCAUACUGGGAGUACCGUUCUGUGAGCUGCGAGAGCAUUUUGGAGAGGAGUUCUUUGGUCUCUGCUUUGAAGAAAAUGAACGUGUACUUCGGGCUGUGGGUGGCAACCUCCAGGAUUUCUUCAAUGGCUUUGACGCCAUUUUGGAACACAUUCGCACCUCUACGGGGCGCCGUGCCUCAUCUGAGAGCCCCUCCUUCCAGUGUAAGGAUCCCCGCGAGGAGGACAAAGGGAGAAGAAAAUUGGACAAAGUUGGAGAUCAGGCAGAAAGAAAUGGAGGAGGAAAAAUAUUGGUUCUUCAUUGCUUCAACCCCGCCCCUGUUGUCGGGUUGGUCAUGCCGGGGUUGAUCAGAGCUGUUGCCAGGCGUAUCUUUCAUUCACAAGUCGAGGUGGAAGAGGUGCCCCCUCUAACUCCCUUGUUGCCCAAUAAAGAUGCAGAAAACACGGACUGUGACUCGACGACCCCGACCCCGACUGCGUCCCCCACUGCCUCACCCUCCUCGUCCCCAUCCCCUCCCUCUCCUUUCCCGACCACUGCUCUGACAGUUUGCCUCUCCUUCCAAAUCCAGGAGACCAGCCCUCCUUGCAUCUCUUCCCUCCCCAACGCCGCCUCGGCGACCGCUAAACGACCCCCCCUCUCGAUCUCCACCAACCCCAGCGAUCUGCGCAUUGGCCUGGCCACGUUUUGCCGUGCCUUUCCAUUUCACCUUGUCCUGGGGCCUCACAUGGAGCUACUGCAGCUUGGGGAAGGACUGAGGAAACAGACUCGUAUAGAGACUUACCGGAGCCUCUCAUUCAGGGACUGUUUUGAGAUUGUCUCACCUAAGAUGGAUCCCUCAUUCCAGGGCAUCCUACUGAGGCUUGCAUCCCCAUUUACUAUCCGUACCAGGCCUGACACCACACAAGCGGGCAUCAAGGAGAAGGUGAUGGAGUUGAAGGGUCAGAUGAUCCAUGUGCCCGAGUCGUGCUCCGUGAUGUUUCUGGGCUCUCCCCGUGUGGAUAAGUUGGAGGAGCUGAUGGGCAGAGGUCUCCACCUGUCAGAUAUCCCCAUCCAUGAUGCCACACGGGAUGUUAUCCUGGUUGGGGAGCAGGCCAAGGCUCAGGAUGGCCUGAAGAAGAGAAUGGACAAACUCAAGGCCACAUUAGAGCGGACUCAUCAGGCACUGGAAGAGGAAAAGAGGAGAACCGUGGACCUGCUUUAUUCCAUAUUUCCGGGCGAUGUGGCGCAGAAGCUGUGGCAGGGUCAGCCGGUGCCCGCUCGCAAGUUUGAUGACGUCACGAUGCUCUUCUCAGACAUUGUGGGGUUUACUGCCGUGUGCGCUCAGUGUACGCCUAUGCAGGUCAUCUCCAUGCUGAAUGAACUUUACACACGCUUCGACUACCAGUGUGGCAUUCUGGAUGUUUAUAAGAUUGAGACAAUAGGUGAUGCCUACUGUGUGGCAGGAGGGCUUCACAAGAAGGUUGAUAGUCAUGCAAAGCCGAUUGCACACAUGGCUCUGAAGAUGAUGGAGCUUUCUGAGGAAGUGUUGACGCCUGACGGUAAACCUAUCAAGCUGAGGAUAGGUAUUCACACAGGUUCGGUGCUGGCAGGUGUGGUCGGGGUUAAGAUGCCACGGUAUUGCUUGUUUGGUAACAACGUGACGCUGGCCAGCAAGUUUGAAUCAGGAAGCCAUCCCAGGUGUAUCAAUGUUAGUCCCACAACGUAUCAACUGUUGAAAGACGACCGCUCUUUUUCAUUUGUCCCUCGUUCAAGGCUGGACCUCCCAGAGAAUUUUCCCAAAGAGAUCCCAGGGACAUGUUACUUCCUGGAGGCGGGCACAUCCCACAGUCACGCCUCACUGACCAGCUCUCGCUCCGCUCCUCCAGCCUCUAUGAGGAAAGUCUCCUACAGUAUUGGGACCAUGUUUCUAAGAGAAACAAGUUUGUAGAGCCCAUACACAGACCAGGCUACACAGUUAAUUAUUAUGUUAGUGACUGGAUUUUGAACUUGUGCAGGAAACCAAUUACACAGAUCUUUGGAUAUGCAAAUGCAUUAUUUAAGAAAAACUUUGAUUCAGACCUGUGGGAUGGCCUGUAUGAAUGGAACUUUGAAAAGGCUUUCAUCAUAAGUGACGAAGAACAACAUGCCCUCGUCUCUCCUGAGCAAAGGAGAUACGGUUCAAAAGACUUAAGGAACAGCUACUGCGCUAGUCUCACAAGGACCCUCCCCCAGGGAAGUGUACUGAUGGAAUCAAUUAGAAGAGAAACCUUAAUAUAAACCUUCAUGAUCUAGCUGGAUUCCUCAGCUCCAGACCUGGAAUCUGGUUCUCUCUGACCUGCGUCUAAACACAGGAAUGCUUGGAGAAAGCCUGGAGAUAGACCAAACAUAUGACCGGAAUUGCACUCAAUAGAAAUGGAACUGCGCAAAUUGAACAAAUCCACUUCCCAUUAACAAACUGGGUGCUGAGUAUGAAGUCGGGUGAAUUUUUGCAAGAUGGCAACAUUGCCAUAAACGUUUGCUGUGCAUCAUGGCCACUUUUACAAGGAUGAUAACAACACAGCAACCCCUCCCUCCCCUUGCAGCUGUCUCUAUGUAAUGUCAUGCUUUACCAAACAUACGUCUAACAACUGCUACUUGUUAUAUUAGAAAGCAUCAACCUAGGAGCAGUUGGUUGUGGUGGCGGGUGAUUAAUGAGAGGCACAAAGGAGACAAUUUAGCAGUCAUCUAAGGACAAAUGCCAAAACCACGAGUAUUAGGCUGACUUUAUAGGUCUGUCUGCUUCUAACCUACUGAAAACUAUAACCAACCCAAGUCCAGCCAUUUCAUUGCAUAUUAUAUGUGUAGGUCUGAAAAUGAUUCCCAGCUCAGUGCCUUUAUUGCUCAAAUUUGGACAGAUAUAAGAUGAAUUGAACUGAAAUAUUUGAAUAGAAAAUAUAAGGAUCGCUCAAUUUAUCUCAUGUUUUAAGUUGUUUAAUGACUUUUUAAAAAAUGGUUAAUGACAUGAAAGGAAGAAUGACAUGUGCCAAUGGUUUUAAGCCACUUUUGUAUUUGUUGUACAUUUCACUCUUGGAUGGUAAUGAUUGGUUGGCAAGAUAAAUCAAGCCUUCCUCAAAGAAUUCAGAUAUUUUAAUUUGCAUUCACCCGACUGUGUCCAGAUCCAAUAAUACACACUAAAUAGUACUUAUAAUAUAGUACUGUGCCAAAUUAUACACUUAGUCGUAGUAUGCGUAUCUUACACAGUUCACACUUACACACAUAACCUAUUUUAACGGCUUUAAAUUUUUAAUAUACAGUAUGCAGUUGUCUACUAGCCCUAUCAGGUGCAACCACCAGGUUUCAGAUUACGUAGUAGUCCGAGUAUAAUUUGCUUAAGCAAAUCAAGCGAUGUCAAGCGAAUUCAUCCGAGACAGUCGUCAUAAGCUAUCAUCAUGCAGUGGGAGCUGAAGGUUUGAAGUUGAAUAGUCUUUGUAUAUUUGAUAGCCUCGGCAGAUUUGGGUAUUAUUUUAUACCAGUGCUGCCAGUGUUCUUAAACAGUUGAGUAAAAAAAUGUUUAUAUCAGUUUAAAUGGUUGAUUAAGGGAAAACAAAUAUAUGGGGUUAUAGUUUCCAUUAUAUCGAUAUAUAUUUGAUGUUAAAUGAAAUGUUUUUAUUAUGAUAUGAAGGGAACAGAGAUAACAGCCUAAAUGAAAUUAUUACUAAUGGAUGGCCCCCAACAAGCAAAAAACAUGCAUAAGAUCUUUGUUAUUUAAAUUCGAAUGAGCGGUACUCAUCGUUUCCUCUCCAUGCUUGACAACAUCACAUUAUUGCUCAUGUUGCUUUAAAUCUAACUUACUUAAUAAACUGAUAAUAACAUCUGUUCCGAGAGAAAAGAAUGGUUUCGUCACUGGUUUACUCCAGCACAGAUUAUAGUUCGUAAUUUUAAUAGGAAUAAGAUGUCGCAAAUUCACUACAUCUUGCCAAAUUCUUGUUGCUUGAACCCAACAAGAUCAAAUAAAAAAGUGCCAAAUGUGCAUUUAGACACACCAGAACACCAGGUUUUAUUCCUGCUUUCCACAUCUUGAUGGCUUGCGGUAGUAGCAGGGAGGAAAAACAAUGGUUACACAUUGAAACUCAUUAAUAUAAAAAAUUCAAUAACAAAUACCUUUUCUGCCCUCUAACUUAGACAUUCACCAGCACAACUGUGUGUUGUUCCAAACUGAUGGAAAUGGUGUUAAAAGGGCAAACAGCACAGAUUUCCUUUUAAACUGCCAACUGUUCAUUGUUGCCAUAAAAUUCUGUCAGCAGAGUCUCAGAUGGGAGGAAGCAUUAGAAAGCAAUGAAGGCUUGCACAUUUUUAUUUAAUUUUUUUUUUUUUACGUGUCACCAUCUUACCCACAUUUCCUAUUAACAAACAGUUGGCUAGACAAUAAACACAUCAGUCAAAAACAUGGCAGCAUAGCUUUUUGCCUAAAAAAUAUUACGAGUUGCAACACAGCGAAAAAGUUUUUUAUUAACAUGAAACUAGGUGCCGUUGUUUAGUGGGACAGCUUUGCCAUCUUAAGCUUAGAGAGUUUAUCUUCACUUAGAGUCAUCAGUCAACUUUAAGCUUAAAUCAGUGGAUUAUUUUGCGUAGGGGGUUGCUAAACAUUUUAUUACACUUUGCGGCAGCAGAGCAAAAAAAAAAAAAUCUGUCCCAGACCGUCCAUUCAUUUUGUGUGAUGUAUAGAGAACCAGAAUCUGCAGUAACCAUCUGAGACAUCAGCAAAACAUGCAUCUUAUGUAAGUAUUUAUCAGUGGCUCAGAAGAUUAGCAUUUCUCUUUACAUAAACUGUGUCAAGCCUAUCAGUGAAAAGUAACGUGUACGUCAGACAUAAUGGUGUUCAUCAGGUCUUCCAGAGUUAAGGGAAGUCGGUCUUUCAAGCCAGGGAAAGUAAAAAGGUGGUUAUUGUUUUUUAAUUGACCAUAAAGUUAGAUUUCACAGCUUUUCUGUGAGGUACCAGAAGGGUGAUUUUAUAUAAAACCGCAAUUUUCAAAGUGUCUUUAAAUUCUACCUAAAAUUUUGUGUUACUGCUGCAAAUAAUCGACAAUAUUUGCAUUAAUUUCAUUUUUGGAAGGACUCAACUACUGCAUUGUACCCACCAGUAAGAUAACCCCUCCCAGAAACCUUGUUAAGUGUAUUUGACAGCUGUGUUACUGAGCCUGGGGGGAGGUUUUUACAGGGCAGACUUUCGCAUACAAAUGUACAAGUACUUCCCAGCUGUCAUCCUGGCGAUAAUGCAUAGACAAAUUAAUGUAUACUUGAUAAAUCUACUGUAGCAUAAAUGUAGUGCAGUGCCUAAAUUUUUGCUGGUAGGCUAAAAAUAGGACAUUACACCAGCAUUACACCCACACAACUUGUGUCCAGUCCUUACAUCUCCAAGUCUGUAGAUUCUUGGCAUAAUAAUAAAUGUUUGGCCUGAUCUAACAAGUCUAUUUAGAUGCACAGGUGUUGCAGGUAUUGAUUCUUUACAGUGUUACACCACUGCACUCGAGUGCAAGUCGGUGACUUACUCACACACAGGCGUACUUUCAGGUAACAAUGGCAAUACAACUGAGCUAUAGUGUAUAAAUUGUCUCAAAUAAUGAACAUGAACAAAUAUUGUUAAGUAAGUGUGUGAGGGUCCAGCGUCCAGUGAGACAAAGCCAAAUACAUCCACGACUUCUCCAGCUGUUGUCUGCGUGCCUGAUUGUGUGACUUUGUGUGUGUGUGGGUCAAACAAUAGGAGAUAAUACAAACACCAGUUAUUAGCAAAAUCUGUACAAUUUCGACUAUUUAAUGUAUUCCACAUGGGAAAAAACAAACAAACCUGAAAUUGUAUUACGAUUACUUUGCAGGUUCCUUUUGGUAUAAUUCCAAAGUGAAUUGUGAGUUGUAGCAAAACAAAAAUCUCUGCUUUGUUGUCCUUAUUUCUUUAUUUCAGCUUUAUACUUUCUGUCAGUAUGUUUCAUCCAUCUAAAGGCAGGCUGGUUUUCUCGACGCACCACUGUCCCACAAAACCUUCACGCACUCGGUAAUGUCUUCUUUUUUUUUCAAGAACUUAAAAAAAUAUAUAGACACUUUUGUUACUUUUUCAUUCUGUGUUUUACUUUAUUAAAUGAUUUUGUUUGAUGAUGCAUUCAUGAAGCAUUUUCUUUAACUGAAAUAGCAUGAAAAUAUCAUUUUUACUGAAGAAUAAAGUUGCUAUGUUUUUUGCAGGACAUUGUUAUAAAUUGUUUUGUUGCCAAGUUCAGCUUCACCCCCACUGACAUACAGUACAAAGGGUCAAAGAUGAUGGGAAACUGGACUUUAUUUGUUUUAACAGUCUAGUUUUAACAGCAGAAACAAAUGAGGGUUGAUGCCUGGGUCCGCCAAAAGAUGUGUAUUUCUAUGUUCAGCUCCAACCUUUGAGAAAUAGUAGCUUCCAUAGGUUAAUUUAGCACUAAUUAAUCAUUUCAUUUGAGACCCAGCGAUUUAUAAUCACAUUCAAAAGUCUGCAGAGGCUUUUGUACUUUGGUGUUUGAUGUUGUAAACAUAGCAAAACUGACCCUGGAAAUGAACCCCGUUUGACCCUGCUGUUGGAAUUAGGUGUACUGUAUAUGGAAGGGGCAUGAUGACAACUGUUGGUUUCUGACUGACAUUAAGGGCACAUCUUCUGUCUUAUAUGAUGUAAAUAAAAAACACCAAGUAUCUUUAAUAAGGAA
Messenger RNA from Oreochromis niloticus (Nile tilapia), 8105 nucleotides. RefSeq names its product guanylate cyclase 1, soluble, alpha 2 (gene gucy1a2). Gene Ontology annotation, cellular component: guanylate cyclase complex, soluble. NCBI's taxonomy places the organism in Eukaryota, Metazoa, Chordata, Actinopteri, Cichliformes, Cichlidae. The transcript is spliced from 10 exons. Gene Ontology annotation, biological process: cGMP biosynthetic process; response to oxygen levels. Bases 950 to 3355 code for a protein of 801 amino acids. Gene Ontology annotation, molecular function: heme binding; guanylate cyclase activity. The record is from RefSeq and is a predicted model, not a curated record.